AUGGUCAAGGCACAGUUUGAGUCGAUGGAACCACCGCGGUUCCACCAAAGAGAAUUCCGCAUCAACAAGAAGAUUCUCCAGUGGCCUCCAUCUCCGCCGGCACCGGUGCUUCACUCGCCGACGAUUUUUUUCGUUGAGCCCGCGGCGGCCGCAGCAGCUGCAUCGGCUGGCAGCAACAAAACUCUGGACAGUUUAGCGGAACCUAAGCAGGAAGACCACACCAAGACGGUGGAGCUGCAGAAAGCUCUCGAGCCGUACAACGUGUUAGAGGACGAGUCCGAGCUGAACCACCGGAUGGAGAUUCUGUCCAAGCUGAACACGCUGGGCAAGCAGUGGAUGCGCAAUGUGUCCAUCUCGAAGAACAUGCCGGAAUUGCUGGCCGAGAAGCUCGGCGGGAAGAUCUACACUUUUGGGUCGUACCGGCUGGGCGUUAACCACAAGGGGGCGAAUAUUGACGCGCUGUGCGUGACGCCGCGCAACAUCGAACGGCAGGACUACUUUGGGUCGUUCUUCGAGCUGCUGAAGAAACAGCCCGAGGUAACGGGGAGCCGCGCCGUCGAGGAGGCGCUUGUGCCGGUCGUCAAGAUGAACUUUGACGGCAUCAAGAUUGAUUUGCUGUUUGCGCGGUUGGCGCUGAAGGAGCUUCCGCACAACUUUGACCAGCGCGACGAUAUGCUGCUGAAAAAUCUGGACCCCAAGUUAGUGCGCAGUCUGAACGGGUGCCGCGCCACGGACGAGAUCCUGCGGCUGAUGCCCAACAUUGACAACUUUCGGCUGGCGAAGAAGCAUGGAAUCUACUCCAACUCUUUGGGUUACGUUGGGGGUGUGUCGUGGGCUAUGCUUAUGGCCAGGACGUGUCAGCUCCCGAAUGUCGUCGCGGCCACGCAGGUGCACAAGUUCUUUAUGGUGUUUUCGCGCUGGAAGUGGCCCCAGUCGGUUUUCCUGAAGCGGCCGGACACCGUGAAUCUGGGCUUUCAAGUGUGGGAUCCGCUGGUGAACGUGCAGGACCGGUUCCACCUGAUGCCGAUCAUCACGCCGGCAUAUCCGCAGCAAAACUCGACCUUCCACGUCAACCCGAAGUGCUUCGAGCAGCAGGAGCAAAACCAAAAGGACGACGGCGGCGAGGGCGCAGACAACACUCUGGUCACUCUGGUUCCUGGGACUGUAGUUUGAGCGGUCAGAGAACCU
Culex quinquefasciatus (southern house mosquito) is the source of this 1188-nucleotide messenger RNA. RefSeq names its product poly(A) polymerase type 3-like. Gene Ontology annotation, molecular function: poly(A) RNA polymerase activity. Lineage: Eukaryota; Metazoa; Arthropoda; Insecta; Diptera; Culicidae. The record is from RefSeq and is a predicted model, not a curated record. The transcript has 3 exons. The coding region runs from base 1 to 1173 and encodes 390 amino acids. Gene Ontology annotation, cellular component: nucleus.